Molecule: messenger RNA, 2842 nt
Organism: Diorhabda carinulata
Lineage: Eukaryota; Metazoa; Arthropoda; Insecta; Coleoptera; Chrysomelidae
Gene: Vps51
Product: vacuolar protein sorting-associated protein 51 homolog
Exons: 1
Coding region: 496-2727 (743 amino acids)
Biological process (GO): endocytic recycling; Golgi vesicle transport; retrograde transport, endosome to Golgi
Cellular component (GO): GARP complex; membrane; EARP complex
Source: RefSeq, a predicted model, not a curated record
UUUAUCCUUGUCAAGAAGUGGGUCGAUGUGAGCAGCGAAAUUUUCAAAACUCAAGCAACGCAGAUUGCAACCAUGAGAAUAUAUCUCAUUAUUGGAUGCGGUAUGGGAUAUUAUAAGUACUUUUGAAACAUUUUUGUGACGCACCACCAACUAUUUUACUAUCGCCGCAGAAGAUAUUUUGAGUUUAGUUUAAUGGAAAUAGUUAACACUCCACUAAAAAAUCCAAUUAUUUUCUGAUUUGCCAUUCGUUAAUAUUUGGCCAAAAUGCCAUUCCACUUGGAUUUACGAUUAUAACAAUCUGGACUAAGUGGAACGGGAAAAAUCAUGGUCGUGAACGUGAUUGUCAUGAGUGCACAGUGGAAUGCACCCAUAGUAUACUCGAAUAAUACACGGAUUUUUAUGAAAAAUAACAGUCACAGAACAUAACCUUAGGGUAUGUUAUGUGAGAAUAGUAAUCAAUCAACAACGUAAAUAUUUACUUUUUAAGAGGAUAAAAUGGCUGAAAAAAAGGCAAAUUGUUUGGAUAUUAAUGGACCUAAUUUUAAUCCGAAUAUGUAUUUAGAAAAAAUAUUCAAAGAAUACACUUUAAAACAAAUAUUGGAUCACGAAAGUGAAGUUGUUAAAGAUACCCAAACACUACACUCUGAUAUGCAGACACUGGUUUACGAAAAUUACAAUAAGUUUAUAUCAGCAACAGAUACUAUCAAGAAAAUGAAAUAUGAUUUCAAAAAAAUGGAAACUGAAAUGAAUUUAUUAGCUUCAAAUAUGGCCUCUAUUACAUCGUUUUCUGGUCAAAUAAAUAAUACUUUAAAAGACACACGUCAAAAAAUUAGCAAAUUAUCUGGUGUACAUGCCUUGUUACAAAAAUUGCAGUUUCUUUUUAAGUUACCAAAUACGCUUAAAGCUCGAAUGGAAGAAAGAAACUAUAUCUUAGCAACUCAAGACUAUCUUCAUGCACAGAGAGUCCUGCAACAAUAUGGUGAUAUGCCUUCAUUUCAGGGAAUUAAAGGUGAUUGUGAAUUAAUUGUGAAUGAGUUAAAAACAGAAUUAAGGAAACAGUUUUCAAAUCCAAAUGCUUCAGCUAAAGAACUAACAGAAGCAGUUGAUUUGUUAUUAAAAUUAGAUGAACCAGCAAAAGAACUAUGUAUGGAAUUCUUGUCAUGUGCUGAAAAACGUCUUGCCGAACAGUUAGUUAUGUUGAAAGAUCAAAGUGAACAACGUGAUAUCAUAGAGUUUGUUGACCUUGGUUGUUCAGGAUUUUUGAGUGAUUUAUGUUUGAUUGUUGCUUCUUUUCAUGAUAUGUUCAUAAAUAGAGUACAUACUGAGAGUAUUGAAAAUAGUGAUAUUUUUGAAAAUUUUGCUGCUGUUGAAUUGGAUAGUUUUGUGCAAGAUAAUAUGAAAAAGUAUUUUGAGUUAGUCCAGAAUAAAGUAGAUUCUGAACAAGAUGUCGGCGAUACUAGCAUAUUAGUACAAGCUCUUGAUAGAUUUUAUAAAAGAAUAGAAAGCAACACCCUUUGUAAAGACAUAGACUUUGCUAAAGUUGCAGCAGAUAUUGUUAUUAAUGCUGCUAGAAAGCAAUGUAAAUCUCAUCUGCAAAUUCUAAAAAUGCAUUUUGCCGACACCUUAACAAAAAUUAGACAAACAUUAAGUACCCCUAAAUUAAUCAAUGAAGAAGAAUCAACUAAAAAUUUAAAUGAACUACUUAAUUCUUUGGUUGUCACAAUUGUUGAAAAAGUAAAAGGAGUAUUACAAGAUUUAGUCGUGUUCCUUGAACCAACUGUAAAUUUUGCAAACAAACCACAAUUUAAAGAUAGUUUUUGUAUAGAUAAUGUAAGAGAAGGUUUAAUUGUAUGCUUUCUUCAUCACUUAACAGCUACUGCAAGGAGUUUUUGUGCUAAAGGAGCAUCAGAUCCAAAAAUGCCACCUACAUUGUUACUAGUGUUAUCUAAAUUUUGUAUAGAUUUUCAAAAUGGACACGUGCAUUUUAUAUUAUCUCAAACUGACGAAUUGUUUAAUAUAAAUUCAAAAGAUAAUCUUUCUCUUACAAAUGAAACUGAAAUAAAUAAUGCAAUGCAAGAAUCAGCACAAGAAUUGUUGAAUUAUUAUGUAAGAAUUCAAGGACUUAACUGUUCUCAGAUGCUUAGAAAGAGUGUAGAAACUAGGGAUUGGUUACAUACUAUUGAACCAAGAACAGUUAGAGCAGUUAUGAAGAGAGUAGUAGAAGAUAUAGCAGUGAUAGACUCAACAGUAUCUCAAUUGUAUGAAGACCAAGGAAAUAAUGGUACAGAACAUAGCAGUGAUUCUAGUCGUAAAGCCCAUAGCAUAUCUCUUCCCAGACAUCAGUAUCGUUCUAAUUGGUCAAAUUACACUCCAAAUCCUUUAGAUUCUGCCUUAGUCUCCAACAUGCAUAGACUAUUUAGUGAAAGAAUAGAUAUAUUUUCAUCUGUACAAUUCAAUAAGAUUUCAAUUUUAACUGGAAUUAUAAAAAUCAGUUUGAAAACAUUUAUGGAAUGUGUUCGUCUCAAAACAUUUAGCAAAUAUGGAUUACAACAAAUUCAAGUGGAUACUCACUAUUUGCAGUUGUAUCUUUGGAGAUUUGUGGCUGACGAGAAUCUAGUCCACUUCUUAUUAGACGAAAUAUUAGGUUCCGCUGCACACAGGUGUCUGGAACCAGUUUUAAUGGAACCAAGUGUUGUUGACAUUAUUUGUGAAAGGGGACAAAAUUAAGUAUGUUUUUUUAUUAAAAUAGCAAAUGAUUUUAACAUACAUAAAUGUAUUUAAUCUAUAGUUAUAAACUUAAAUUGUAAUAUUGUAUUCAAUAUAAAUGUUAUUUAUUCAAUAA